CGCGUCUCCAAGUCCGUAUACAAAACCAACGCCCCUCCAUCAUUUCCAUCUCUCCACCCAACAACCCCCAGCAUCUAAUAUUGAGAAGUUGUCGUCCCCACUCAAUUAAAGAUGUUCGUUAUCAAAAGAGAUGGACGCAAGGAACGAGUCCAAUUCGACAAGAUCACUGCUCGUGUCUCUCGUCUAUGUUAUGGAUUAGACCCAGAGCAUGUCGAUGCUGCGGCUAUCACGCAGAAGGUCAUCUCGGGUGUGUAUCAAGGCGUUACUACGAUCGAACUAGACAACCUCGCUGCUGAAACGGCCGCGUACAUGACGGUUACUCACCCUGAUUAUGCUAUCCUUGCGGCACGUAUAGCCGUCUCCAAUCUUCACAAGCAGACCAAGAAACAAUUCUCUGCUGUCGUCUCCGAUCUAUACUAUUAUGUGAACCCGAAGAACGGGAAGAAGGCUCCAAUGAUUUCCCAAGAGACAUAUGACACUGUCAUGAAACAUGCAGAGGAACUAAAUUCUGCUAUCGUUUAUGACCGAGACUUCAAUUACCAGUACUUCGGUUUCAAGACUCUGGAACGGUCUUACCUUCUCCGACUAGACGGCAAGGUCGCCGAACGUCCACAACACAUGAUCAUGCGUGUCGCCGUCGGUAUCUGGGGUGAUGACAUUGAACGUGCCGUUGAGACAUACAACUACAUGUCCAACAAGUAUUUCACUCACGCGUCCCCUACCCUCUUCAAUGCUGGUACACCUCAACCGCAAUUGUCGUCAUGCUUCCUCGUGGAUAUGAAAGACGACAGCAUUGAUGGUAUCUACGACACACUGAAGACCUGUGCCUUGAUCUCCAAGACCGCUGGCGGUAUUGGACUGAACGUGCACCGCAUUCGCGCGACUGGCUCCUAUAUCGGUGGUACUAACGGGACCUCGAAUGGUUUGGUUCCCAUGCUUCGUGUUUUCAAUAACACUGCUCGCUACGUUGAUCAAGGAGGCAACAAGCGUCCUGGUGCCUUUGCCAUCUACCUAGAGCCCUGGCAUGCGGACAUCUUCAGCUUCCUUGAUCUGCGAAAGAACCAUGGUAAGGAGGAGGUACGUGCACGUGAUCUAUUUUUCGCCCUCUGGAUUCCGGAUUUGUUCAUGAAGCGUAUCCAAGAGAACGGCGAAUGGACACUUUUCUGCCCCAACGAAGCACCUGGCCUUGCCGACUGCUACGGUGAGGAAUACGAAGCCCUCUAUGAGAAGUAUGAGAAAGAAGGGCGCGGUCGUGAGACCAUCCGUGCCCAGAAACUGUGGUACGCCAUUCUUGAGGCUCAGACCGAGACAGGAAACCCCUUCAUGCUUUACAAGGACGCUUGCAAUCGCAAAAGCAACCAAAAGAACCUUGGCACCAUCCGAAGCUCCAAUUUGUGCACAGAGAUCAUCGAGUAUAGCGCACCAGAUGAGGUCGCUGUAUGUAACCUAGCGUCACUUGCCCUCCCUACGUACAUUGAUCUCAACCGAGGCAAGUUCGAUUUCGACAAGCUUCACGAAGUUGUUAGACUUGUAACUCGCAAUCUCAACAAGAUCAUUGAAGUCAAUCACUAUCCGGUUGAAGAGGCUAGACGGAGCAACUUUCGUCACCGACCGAUUGGCCUUGGUGUUCAAGGUCUCGCCGAUGCUUUCCUGGCCCUCAGACUUCCCUUCGAGUCACCGGAGGCGAAGAACCUUAACAUUCAGAUUUUCGAAACCAUUUAUCAUGGUGCUUUGACAGCGUCAUGCGAAAUUGCAAAGGAGCAGGGUGCCUAUGCGACCUACGAAGGAUCCCCUGUAUCUCAAGGCAUCCUUCAAUACGACAUGUGGGACGUAACGCCCACUGACCUGUGGGACUGGGAUGCUCUAAAAGCGGACAUCGCGCAGCAUGGUGUUCGCAACAGUCUGUUGGUUGCACCUAUGCCGACUGCCAGUACAAGCCAGAUUCUCGGCUUCAAUGAAUGCUUCGAACCUUACACCUCGAACAUCUACUCUCGCCGCGUUCUGGCUGGCGAAUUCCAGGUUGUGAACCCGUGGCUGUUGAAGGAUCUCGUUGACAUGGGACUGUGGUCUGAUAAAAUGAAGAAUCGUAUCAUCGCCGAUGGUGGCAGCAUUCAACGCAUUCCGAACAUUCCAGAUGAUAUCAAGGCUUUGUACAAGACCGUAUGGGAGAUCUCCCAGCGGACUAUUGUUCAGAUGGCCGCUGAUCGUGGUGCCUUCAUUGAUCAGUCUCAAUCUCUGAACAUACACAUGAAGGAACCAACUAUGGGCAAGAUUACUAGCAUGCACUUCACUGGCUGGAAGCUUGGUCUCAAGACCGGCAUGUACUACUUGCGUACAAUGGCUGCGUCAGCUCCUAUCCAGUUUACGGUCGAUCAAGAAGCCCUGAAGGUCGCCGAUAAUACCAUUGCUCGAGCUUUAGGUUCCGGAAAGAAGCGGAACAAUGGACCUGGAGGAUACCCUACGACGCCUUCUCCAUCGGCUGUACCCCGUCCUAUGUAUAUGGCUAAGACUCCUAAUGGCGUGAGUGAUUCAGGAAACGUUAAUGGUGUAUCAACGCGGGCAACGACUCCACCUGCACCGGAAAACAAGCAGUUCAAUGUUACUCCAAAGAAAGACGCAAUGGCAGUUCCUACAUUCAGGGCCGAUGUGGAGGAGGGGGAAAGCCCCAAGAUACUCAGCACUGAUCUAAAGGGGACGUUGGAAGGCGAAGCACUUCCCGAGCCGGCUGUCGACGGACAGGAAGAAGAUGCAGAGAAAGAUAGCAAAGACCGUGAAGGGGAUAUAUAUGCUGAUGCUGUGCUGGCUUGCAGUAUCGAGAAUCGAGAUGCAUGCGUGAUGUGUAGCGGCUAGAGGUUCAGGCCUUGUUCUCGGGAUCUGCUUUUCGGAGAGAGAGGAUAUACCUGCAUGCUGGCGUUCGGGACAAGAGUUAUGUAAUGACAUUGCGACGGUUUGUUUACUAUGUGCUGCAAUGGUGUGUGCAUAUUAAUAGCAAUAUCUGUAAUACAACAUCUUUAUCA
Pseudovirgaria hyperparasitica is the source of this 3017-nucleotide messenger RNA. RefSeq names its product ribonucleoside-diphosphate reductase large chain. NCBI's taxonomy places the organism in Eukaryota, Fungi, Ascomycota, Dothideomycetes, Acrospermales, Acrospermaceae. The record is from RefSeq and is a predicted model, not a curated record. Gene Ontology annotation, biological process: DNA replication; deoxyribonucleotide biosynthetic process. The transcript has 4 exons. Bases 112 to 2850 code for a protein of 912 amino acids. Gene Ontology annotation, cellular component: ribonucleoside-diphosphate reductase complex. Gene Ontology annotation, molecular function: ATP binding; ribonucleoside-diphosphate reductase activity, thioredoxin disulfide as acceptor.